Argentina anserina (silverweed cinquefoil) is the source of this 1587-nucleotide messenger RNA. RefSeq names its product receptor-like cytoplasmic kinase 176. The record is from RefSeq and is a predicted model, not a curated record. Bases 210 to 1415 code for a protein of 401 amino acids. Gene Ontology annotation, biological process: protein phosphorylation. Lineage: Eukaryota; Viridiplantae; Streptophyta; Magnoliopsida; Rosales; Rosaceae. The transcript has 6 exons. Gene Ontology annotation, molecular function: ATP binding; protein kinase activity.
AAUUGCGGGUUACGCAUGUUGGUCACCGUUGGGUGGUUGUAGAGACGCCCCUAGCUUUCACACUGGGAAAGGGGAGAGGAGCGAGUUAGGACAUCAUCUUUGAUUCACGGGUUUUGCUUGAACUUGUUUACACUAGUUUGGUUCUCCUCUCUAUUUCUUCUCCUUCUUUUUGUUGCGUCUGACAGAAAUAGAGCUUGAGGUCUGCUGUCAUGGGUUCCUGCCUUAGUUCUAGGAUCAAAGCUGACAGCCCGCUUCAUAAUGGAAACUCUAAUAGCAAGGUGUCAUCUAUCUCGGUACCUUCAACCCCUCGAACAGAGGGUGAGAUCUUGAUGUCCUCCAACUUGAAGAACUUCUUCUUUAAUGAACUGAAAACAGCCACCAGGAACUUUCGUCCUGACAGUAUGGUGGGUGAAGGUGGUUUUGGCUGUGUUUUUAAGGGCUGGGUUGAUGAGAAUGCAUUAACAGCUGCCAAGCCUGGUACUGGAAUGGUUAUUGCUGUGAAGAGGCUGAACCAAGAAGGUCUUCAGGGUCACAAGGAAUGGUUGACGGAAAUCAACUAUCUAGGACAGCUUCGACACCCAAAUCUUGUGAAGCUGAUUGGUUACUGCUUGGAGGACGACCACCGGCUAUUGGUGUAUGAAUUCAUGCCUCGUGGAAGCUUGGACAAUCAUCUAUUUAGAAGGGCUUCCUACUUUCAACCGCUUUCAUGGUCCCUUCGUAUGAAUAUUGCCCUUGGUGCUGCUAAGGGUCUAGGAUUUCUUCACAGUGAUGAGGCAAAAGUGAUCUAUCGGGACUUUAAAACUUCUAAUAUCCUGUUGGAUUCAGCCUACAAUGCCAAGCUCUCUGAUUUUGGCUUAGCCAAGGAUGGACCAGCAGGUGAUAGAAGCCACGUCUCAACAAGGGUCAUGGGAACAUAUGGUUAUGCGGCUCCUGAGUAUAUGGCUACAGGUCAUUUAACUGCCAAAAGUGAUGUGUAUAGUUUUGGAGUUGUAAUGCUCGAAAUGUUGUCUGGAAGACGAGCUGUUGACAAGAACCGGCCUACUGGGGAACACAGCUUAGUUGAAUGGGCCAAGCCUUACCUUGCCAGCAAACGCAGAGUUCUCCAAAUUUUUGAUGCUCGUAUUGACGGCCAGUACCCCGAAGCUUCAGCUCUCAAAGCUGUUAACCUUGCAAUUCGAUGCUUAUCAACAGAACCCAAGUUUAGGCCAGUCAUGAGUGAAGUGGUGAAAUCAUUGGAGCAGCUUCAGGAACCUGAAGACAUGGAGGGUCCAGAAUCCUCUCAAAAUGAACCUCGCCAAAAUCUCCAUGCCAGUUCAAGUAAUGGUCCCCAAAAUCGAAGGAGAAGUAUGAACAGAACAAGCAAUGCAAAAAAUGCUUAUCUUCAAAGGCCAGCUGCUUCACGCGGAAAUACAUAAGAGAUCCAUGCACGGUUUAUUAUUCGUUUCAUUUAUUUAAAGCAAAAUGGUGUUUCAUACCAUAGAGCGAGGGGACAGAGAAAGAGGGGGAGGAGAACUAGGAGGGCACAUAUAUAUUGGACACUGUAAACUUGUAAUGAAUAUAUUCUACGAUGAUGAACUAUUGUAGAGA